AUGUUGUCUGUUUGCUACAGGGACCAACAACCAGCACAAGAAACCCAGCUCCCUCAGAAGAUACAGCAAGGGGCAACCCAGAUUGGCCAACAGAUGGAUCUGCUGUUUGCUGUGGGAGGAUGUCAUUUGGCUAGUGAUAUCAUCAGCGGAGUGGAGUGUUACAACCCACUGUCCCAUGAAUGGAAAUUGCUGGGCGCUUCAUGCAAGCACCGAUGUGGUACAGGAGUGGCUGCCUUGAAUGGCUGUAUUUAUGCAGUUGGGGGUUAUGAUGGAACUACUUGCCUUAGCAGUGUGGAAAGAUAUGAUCCCAUGAUCAAUGAAUGGAGAAAUGAUGUGGCCCCACUGGCAGAAAGCAAACGAGGUGCAGGGGUCACUGAGUUAGGGGGUUUCCUGUAUUGUGUGGGAGGUCACAACGGACUGACCUGUCUCAGUUCUGUGGAAAGGUACGAUCCCAAGGAGAACAGGUGGUGCAAGGUAGCCCCUCUGACUCAUCGAAGAUCAGGUUUGGGUGUGGCUGCCCUGGAUGGCUACCUUUAUGCCAUUGGGGGCUCAGACGGCCACUCUCCGUUACGAUCAGUGGAACGCUACGACCCCGCAGAGGACGCCUGGCGCCCCUGCGCCCCCCUGAGAGUCCCCAGGGAAACCUUCGGCUGCACCGCGCACCGGGGCAAGAUCUACGCGGCCGGCGGCCGGGACGAGCUCACCGAGCUGGGCAGUGCCGAGCGCUUUGACCCCGGCUCCAAUGAGUGGCUGCCCAUGACGCCCAUGAGGUCCAAGAGGAACAAGGUAAGUCUAGUAGGAGCAAAUGGAUACCUCCUGGCAGUUGGAGGCUUUGAUGGAGUAAUACACUUGGCAACAGUGGAGGCUUUUGACUUUGAAGCCAAUCAAUGGAGAGUAUUUGGCAAUAUGAAGAAUCGUCGUCCAGGAGGAGGUGUGGGUGUCCUGAAGAUGACUAUUUAGAAUAACUAACGCUCAAGGUGUUUGGAAUGAAGAAAAGAAAGAAUUAAAAAACCUUUUCAGAAGCCUCAUCCAUCCACAGGAGAAGCAUGGAGAGAAGGUUCAGGAAAGACAUUGAGUUCCCUGUGAUCAGGUCUGUGAAUAGAGAGAAAAUCAAAAAUACAGCACAUCCCAAGAGCACUGACUUAACCACAUGACCUCUUCUCAAGUGACUGUUAGGAAAGCCUAGUCAUAUCAUGUUCAAGCCAACAUGAGUCCUGGCCAAGACCAGUAUCUCCCCCAAAAAAACCCAACCUUCCAGUAAUACCUGUUGUUAUGCAGCCCUAUCUUCAUUAUAAGCAGGCAGAAUUAUAGAAUUCAGAAGACAAUGGGACUUUAGAGAUCAUCUAAUCUAGUGAUUACCAAUUUUGGAACGCCCUUAGACUCCUUUGAACCCCUGUGGACUACUUUGGAGAAAUCAUAGAGUUAUUUUGAAAGGAUUCAUCUUACUAAACGAUUUGAUAUAAAAAAAUAAGUAAACAUACUUUUAAAAUAAAAUGUCUCAAAUAUAUAGAUACUAUUUUCAAAUAUAAGUAGAUGCAACUAUGAUUGAUAAUUAUAAAUAAAGUAUUGGA
This is a messenger RNA of Sarcophilus harrisii (Tasmanian devil), 1571 nucleotides long. RefSeq names its product kelch-like protein 20. The coding region runs from base 1 to 960 and encodes 319 amino acids. The record is from RefSeq and is a predicted model, not a curated record. Lineage: Eukaryota; Metazoa; Chordata; Mammalia; Dasyuromorphia; Dasyuridae. The transcript has 7 exons. Gene Ontology annotation, molecular function: protein binding.